Molecule: messenger RNA, 2189 nt
Organism: Nerophis ophidion (straightnose pipefish)
Lineage: Eukaryota; Metazoa; Chordata; Actinopteri; Syngnathiformes; Syngnathidae
Product: gastrula zinc finger protein XlCGF57.1-like
Exons: 3
Coding region: 455-1999 (514 amino acids)
Biological process (GO): regulation of transcription by RNA polymerase II
Molecular function (GO): DNA-binding transcription factor activity; RNA polymerase II cis-regulatory region sequence-specific DNA binding
Source: RefSeq, a predicted model, not a curated record
GUGGGGAGAGUGGCCGUGCGCAACCCGAGCGUCCCUGGUUCAAUUCCCACCUAGUACCAACCUCGUCACGUCCGUUGUGUCCUGAGCAAGACACUUCACCCUUGCUCCUGAUGGGUGCUGGUUGGCGCCUUGCAUGGCAGCUCCCUCCAUCAGUGUGUGAAUGUGUGUGUGAAUGGGUAAAUGUGGAAGUAGUGUCAAAGCGCUUUGAGUACAUUGAAGGUAGAAAAGUGCUAUACAAGUACAACCCAUUUAUUUUAUUUAUUUAUGUCUGACCGGUAGGAGGCCACGGGGAAGACCCAGGACACGUUGGGAAGACUAUGUCUCCCAGCUGGCCUGGGAACGCCUCGUGAUCCCCCGGGAAGAGCUGGACAAAGUGGCUGGGGAGAGGGAAGUCUGGGCUUCCCUGCACUGGGGCUUCUGCCCCCGCGAUCCGACCUCGGAUAAGUGGAAGAAGAUGGAUGGAUGGAUAAUAUACCAUAACGUCCAGCAGGGGAUUGGCCAUCCAAAAGAAUGUCCCCUUCAAACGCAGGGGGAUCUACAGUCCACCCACAUUAAGUACGAAGAGGAAGCACUCUGGACCACUCAGGAGGUCGAGUGUCUUCUCGGACUCGAGGAAGCUGAUAUCACCCAGUCGCCACUGACUGGUGUCUCUGUGAAGACAGAAGACCAUAAGGACAAACCGCAAGCGGACAACCUCUUAGCUCCACUCUCAGAUAGCGAGGCAACGUCACACUCUCCUGAAGAUGAAGACAGGGACGACACCCAAGAACCUGCGAGCAGCAACACAGACUGUGAAGACAUCCAGCAGCUGAUCAGUCAUCAAGAAGGACUUCCUUCUCAGUCGCAAGUGGGAAUCUUCACCUUGGAACAGGAGGAUCCGCAGUCAACCCACUUUAAAGAGGAAGAGGAGGAACCUUGGAUCACCCAGGUGAGAAAGUGUCUUCCGAGGCCGGAAGAGGCUGAUCUCACCAAGUUCCCACUGACUGGUGUCCCUGUGAAGACCGAAGACCAUGAAGACGGACAAGAAGCAGUGAAACUCUUAGCGCCACUAUCAGAGAGUGACGACACAAUGUCACGCUAUCCUGAGGAGGAAGACAGGAACGAAAGCCAAGAAGAACCUCUAAGCAGCGAUACAUACUAUGAAGGAGAUAUGAGGACUCACGACAACCAACACUCCCAAGACAAGCCACCUCGAAACAACAAAAAAUGUUUGCAAACAUGCAAAAAAAUGUAUGUUUGCCCAGUUUGUGGUAAAGGACUUUCUUAUAAACGCAAUAUGGAAGUACACAUGCGGACGCACAAUGCAGAAAAACCCUUUAGGUGCUCAGUUUGCGGUAAACAAUUCUCUCAAAAGGUGCAUUUGGUUUCACAUAUGACAACACAUACAGGAGAAAAACCCUUUGGUUGUUCAUUUUGCGGUAAAGGCUUUACUCAGAAAACACACAUGGUAUUACACAUGAGAACGCACACUGGAGAAAAACCAUUUCAGUGCUUAUACUGCGGCAAAAGAUUUACCCAAACAACACACAUGAAAUCACACUUGAGAACGCACACGGGAGAAAAGCCUUUUAGCUGCUUGGUUUGUGGCUAUACUUUUUCUCAGAUGGGUAAUUUGAAUAGACACUUGAGGACACACACAACGGAUAAGCAUUUCAGCUGCUCAAUUUGUGGGGAAAAGUACACCUGUAAGACCAGUUUGACGUCCCACAUGCGGACACACAAUAGAGGAAAACGUUUUAACUGCUUAGUUUGUGGUAAAAGAUUCUCUCAAAAAUCAAAAAUGAGAGCACACAUGACAAUACACGAAGAACAUAAAGCUUCUUGUGGAUCACUUAAUGAUGAAAGAGUUUCCAAAGCAUUGUGUAUACUAUCAAAGGAAAGAACGCAAUCAAGGGAAAAACCUUUUAAUUGCUAUAUAUGUGGCAAAAGUUAUACAGUGAAGGCAUCUUUGAUUGUACACCAAAGAACUCACACUGAAGAAAAAGCCUUUAAACUAUAAAGAUAUCCUGAUAAAAAAAACAACUUACACAGCACACAUGUAUGCAAACACAUGAGGGGAUAACAUUCUCCAGUUUGUGCUAAAAGAUUGUCAAAUCAGAUCCGCUGUGUGUAUUCGACAUUAGAUUCUCACAAGUGCCGUCAAAAAUUCUUUGGAUACAAAGUACCAAUGAUUGUCACACACACCUAGU